CCCACCAUUCCUGCCACUCAGGACACUGCCGCCAGGAGGUGACCACAAAGAGCGAAGAGCGACCAAGAUCACACGAUGUCUGAGCUGGAGAAGGCCGUGGUGGCCCUCAUUGAUGUUUUCCAUCAAUAUUCCGGAAAGGAGGGCGACAAGCACAAGCUGAAGAAAUCCGAACUCAAGGAGCUCAUCAACAACGAGCUUUCCCAUUUUUUAGAGGAAAUCAAGGAGCAGGAGGCUGUGGACAAAGUCAUGGAAACACUGGACAACGAUGGAGAUGGCGAAUGUGACUUCCAGGAAUUUGUGGCCUUCAUCGCCAUGGUUACCACCGCCUGCCACGAAUUCUUUGAACACGAGUGAACUAGAGAAAGCAGCCACGCUGUUCCUGUAAUAGAGGCGAAGGUCACACAAGGAAGCAGAGAGUAAGGGCUUGCAGGCUAGUAGGAGCUGAGCUUUCCGGCUGUGUUUGUAGCAAUUAGGAAGCUUCAUUUGCUUUGUGAAUGAAAAAUUGAAAAUCUCUUUCCAAGGGCUGUUUUUAAUGGCCCCCAUCAUUACUUCUGCUAUAUUAGGCAUACGUGUUAGCUGACUGGUCCCUAGAACUCCUGGUAAUAUCAUGUAGGAAAGUCAAUUCUCAGUCAGAAAGCCUGGGCUAUACAGAAUCCUAACCCAGAAAACACAAAACUGACUACCAAGAAGGAUUCGGGACAUUUGUGGUUUCCUUAAGUCUCCACUUCAUUUGAAACCACAAAGCUCUAUCCAACCUUUGAAAAGGCUGCCAUUUCUUAAAUUUGUUCAUCAUCAGUGCCAAUGGAACCUAACGUAGUUAGAUGGUGUGAAAACAGAUCAUGGUCUCAUUUAGGUCCCUUUAACUGUGGUGAGCUGUGAUUACUGAGUAGAUAUUUAAUGCUAACAGUUCUAAAUGGGAAAACGUGUCCCAUAAACCAACAAGUACUGAAACCUUAACUCUAAUCAACACUGAGAAGCAAAAUUCUAUCUUCCGUGGAAUUCUCCUGGUAGGCUCACACUUUGCUGGAUCUGUGGGACCGGCGUUUUGCAGGAUGGGCAGGUCCAGGACCAACGUUUCAGACCAGCCCCCCUCUGGAGAUGAGUGCACUGCAAGUAACUUAGUCUCUCCAGCCUCCUCUCCUGUCUGUGCGAUGAUGGGCUACUACUGAUGUGUGUGGUCUGUUGGUGAAUGUCACUCCUGACUUGUUUGUGCUGUUGGCGAAGUCAGUGUACUUGGAAAGCUGAACUUUAUGCUCCUGUAUCUACGAAUUCAAAUAAAUCAAGUUUCAAAUAAUCGUUACAAAUAUUAAAAAUCACUUCCAGGAAAAUUCAAAUUAAUCUUAUCCACCUCUUUUCCUGUUCUGUUUUAUUUAAAGACACAAACUUCAUAAAACCAUUGAUCGCUUGUAUUUGCAUUUAAUAAAAGAGCACUGUGCUAAGUCUCCGU
Messenger RNA from Myotis lucifugus (little brown bat), 1447 nucleotides. RefSeq names its product S100 calcium binding protein B (gene S100B). The transcript is spliced from 3 exons. The record is from RefSeq and is a predicted model, not a curated record. Gene Ontology annotation, molecular function: calcium ion binding; zinc ion binding; S100 protein binding. Gene Ontology annotation, cellular component: cytoplasm; nucleus. Gene Ontology annotation, biological process: positive regulation of canonical NF-kappaB signal transduction; positive regulation of cell population proliferation. Bases 76 to 354 code for a protein of 92 amino acids. NCBI's taxonomy places the organism in Eukaryota, Metazoa, Chordata, Mammalia, Chiroptera, Vespertilionidae.